UUACAUUGCCGAGGUGGGGAUACGCUAACUGGCGUUCUUGUCGAAAGAAAUUUACGAAAAGUGUCGCGUUUUCGUCCAUCGAAUCGGAAAAUUCCAGUGCUAAUUGCGAGAACAAACGGCCCGUUCGACCGGCGGAAUCGUUUCGACGUUAGUGCCGGCGUGUUUUGUGUACGAGCAGCGAAGAAAGCCCGCCCGACUGGGAAUCUAACAGCGUGGCUCCAUUUGGCUUCUCUUUGUUUCUGUGCUUGUGCUUUCCGCCAGAGAAAGUUUAAGUGAGUCUUCAUGAACGACAAUGAAGCGUUUCAUCAACCGCGAAAGGUAACCUGAGGGUAUCAAGAUCGCGCGCACCGCCCUCGAACGUCCAAACAGAAAAAAUACCAAGAAGAAUAGGAAGAAUACGAAGGAGGUGGAGGCGGAAAAAAACACGGCAACAUCGCCCUACGAACGACAAUUGAACUAUCAUCAUCUUUUCCGCACGAAAAAGGACCAAAAAGAAAAGGCUCGACUCUUCGCUUCGAAAUCUUCCGCGCGCGCGUGUAUCGGCCUCUUGCCUCGAACGCGUUCGGUCAACUAACGAGGAAAAAUCGUCCGAUCGAGUGCGCGUGCGCGCGUGCAUGUUGGCGUACUAGCGUCCAAUGGACAAGAGAAAAAUGAUGCCAAAAAGGCCUAGGUUCGAGCCGCGCGGUCCCAUAUCGAACGGGCCGAUGCAAUCGCGACCGUUGGUCGCCCUGUUGGACGGGCGCGAUUGCUCGAUCGAAAUGCCCAUACUGAAGGACGUCGCGACGGUGGCGUUCUGCGACGCCCAAAGCACCAGCGAGAUACACGAAAAGGUGCUGAACGAGGCCGUGGGCGCCCUCAUGUGGCACACGAUCAUAUUGACCAAGGAGGACCUGGAGAAGUUCAAAACGUUGAGGAUCAUCGUGCGUAUCGGCAGUGGCGUGGACAACAUUGACGUGAAGGCGGCAGGUGAAUUGGGUAUAGCGGUGUGCAAUGUGCCGGGUUACGGUGUCGAAGAAGUGGCCGAUACGACGAUGUGUUUGAUAUUGAACCUCUACAGGCGGACCUAUUGGUUGGCCAAUAUGGUCAGGGACGGCAAGAAGUUCACGGGACCCGAACAGGUGAGGGAGGCGGCGGCCGGUUGCGCCCGGAUACGCGGCGACACGUUGGGCAUCGUCGGUUUGGGCCGCAUCGGUUCGGCGGUGGCGUUGCGCGCCAAGGCGUUCGGUUUCAACGUGAUCUUCUACGAUCCCUAUUUGCCCGACGGCAUCGAGAAGAGCUUGGGCCUGACGCGCGUCUACACGUUGCAGGAUUUGCUCUUCCAAUCGGAUUGCGUGUCGUUGCAUUGUACGCUCAACGAGCACAAUCACCAUUUGAUCAACGAGUUCACCAUCAAGCAGAUGAGGCCCGGCGCCUUUUUAGUUAAUACAGCUCGCGGAGGGCUGGUGGACGACGACGCGCUGGCGCAGGCCCUGAAACAGGGCCGUAUUAGGGCGGCGGCGUUGGACGUGCACGAAAACGAGCCGUACAACGUGUUCACGGGCCCGUUGAAGGAGUGCCCUAAUCUGUUGUGUACGCCGCACGCGGCCUUCUACAGCGACGCCUCGGCCACCGAGCUGCGCGAAAUGGCCGCCUCCGAGAUCAGGCGGGCCAUCAUGGGCAGGAUACCGGAAUGCCUGAGGAAUUGCGUCAACAAGGAGUACUUUAUGGGGCCCGGCGCUUACCCAGAAGGUACAGGUAAUUAUACCAGCGUAUCGCCCGCCGGCGUGAACGGCGGUUAUUAUCAGGGCGGAGCGCUACCCGUGCAACAGGCGCACUCGACGACGCCGCACGAUUCGUCGCUGACGGUGACGCCGAGCGCCGCGGCGCCGCCGACGCCGCAACCGGCGCCACCAGUCGGGCCGGUUCCCGUGCCACCUCAUGCGAUUCCGAUGAGCACUCCAGAUCCAGCGAAUCACCACGCGCCGAAACCGGAGCCUUCGGAAGUCCAUUAACACAACGGUGUCUCAACAACGCAAGCCAGAUAAAAAUGUUUUCUUGACGGGCGAUGUACUGGUAGAGAAUGUGUGUGGAAAGUUGCUGCAUGUUGAAUCACAUAAUCUCUCGGAUUUUA
Phyllotreta striolata is the source of this 2110-nucleotide messenger RNA. The record is from the annotation of a GenBank genome assembly. NCBI's taxonomy places the organism in Eukaryota, Metazoa, Arthropoda, Insecta, Coleoptera, Chrysomelidae.